GUUAAAGUCCGGAGCGAGGAGGGUACCCCGUCAAGGGUUACGCCCGCGCGUUUGGCUGGCUUUUUCAUCUGGAGGCCACUUCUAUUGCAAUGUGAGUGGUGCGUUCUUGUAACUAGAAGCCGCGCGUUUCCGACGGAGCAUCGUUGGUGGGUAUGGUUACGUACGCAGGCGACAAAGGUUGCGCCGGAUUGCUUUUGCCAGAACCAGCUUGGCGAGCGACAGCAGGCCCGGCAGCAGUGUUGCCACCGUUUCGGCUUAGCCACGACCGCUGGCAGGCCGGGCCCGGAAGGCGAUUGGGGGUGGCGCACGACAUCGGCGCGCGCCGGGAACGAGCACCAAGCAAGAGGCAGCGACAUGCUGUCUGCCCGGGCGGAGGCGAGCGCGGGCGCGCAUGACCAUGACGAGGCGCGUCUCGCUAUCCAGAAGAAAGAAGGCGCCGCGCUCCGCCAGUUUAUUGCUGCGGGCUGCCCCGUCCGCCCCUAUCUGCCUGCCGCCCCUGGGUGCUUUUGGCGGCCAGGCCUUUUGUUGCGCAGGCGGCUGCAAGUCGGCCCGCCCUGCGGUUCGGCCAUGGUGCCGGCCGCCUCCGGCCGGCGUCCGUCGCAGGGCGCGCCCCCUUUCCUGGUUGGAUUGCUGCGGUGUUGCCGUGCGGAUGCUUGCAGCACGCAGCGCAGCCACCACCCAUUGUGGGGCGACCGUGUAUUCAUGGCCCUGCGCAUGCCGGCGGGUGUUUGUGUUUCGUUCGCGAAUCGGCUGGGCGCGCCGGCCGGCUCGAGCCUUCGUUCCCCGCACGCGCGCCUGCGCGCGGCGCUUGGCCUUGAACGUAGUGCCGAGCGGCCUAUCUGUGUUGCCAAGCGCAGCAGCAUGCCGGCCUUUUCAUGUGCCGGCCUGUGGUGCUUGUCUAUGUGUCCCCGGGCGCAAGGGCGGGCGGGGCUGUUGUACGGGUUUGGGAGGGACGCUGUCAUAGGUAUGGGCCCGAAAUAGAUUGAGG
Messenger RNA from Amoebophrya sp. A120, 988 nucleotides. NCBI's taxonomy places the organism in Eukaryota, Dinophyceae, Syndiniales, Amoebophryaceae. The record is from the annotation of a GenBank genome assembly.